AUGGUUCCCAAGCGAAAGAAGUCCGGUCCCGUUCCGCCGCAGGAUACUCAGUCGGAUAAGCACACCCAAUCAGAGCGCCCGAAAUCCACCCCGAGGAGAUCUGGGCGUAUUGUUAAGAAACAGGUUGAGGCAUCAGAACCAGAUGCCAAUCCGGUCAACGGAGAACCUUCAUGCCCGGCGUCGGCUCGACCAAGGGGUAAGAAGAAAAAGAUGCAAGAAGUAGGAGAUAUGUACGGAGCUAUGGACGGCCUCCGCGAAAUGGAGGAUAGCUUCCGCAAUGCUGUCAAGCGGCAGAAGUUGGCGGUGAAUGAAAGUUCAGUCCUAGAAACUCCGAAGUCCAAGGAAGAGGACGCCGCCUUCUUACCAAGACCCGACAAGCCUAACCCAGACUCCAUACCGGAAGAAAUCGAAAGGAGGAAGAAGGUCAAGAAAAAGAAGGAGAACUCGGCUAAGAUAACGAGCAAUGGACAUACCAACGGGAACGGUAACAAUGCCGACGAGGACAGCGAAGCUUACCAGGACGGCGAACCAGGCGAUAGGGAGGAAGGUGGUCAAUUCGCUCCGGAGACGGAUUCCAAUGCCUUGAAACAAGAAGGUUCGAGGCCACCACCGGUCAAUAGCGACUAUUUACCUCUACCGUGGAAAGGUAGAUUGGGCUAUGCUUGCCUUAAUACGUAUCUUCGACUUUCAAACCCGCCCGUAUUUAGCUCGAGAACUUGUCGGAUAGCCUCUAUCUUGGAACACCGUCAUCCUCUUUCAGAUCCAUCACAACCAGAACACCCAACCAAAAAUAGACCGGACAAGAACCAGCCAGCGGAGGUGGCUAGAGGUCAAAGAUAUGUCGAAGCUCUUGGCCUCGCCAAUGCACGUGACAUUGUGAAAAUGAUUCAUUGGAAUGAUAAAUAUAAUAUCAAAUUUAUGCGUCUAAGUUCAGAGAUGUUCCCUUUUGCGAGUCACGAGGAAUAUGGUUACAAGCUUGCGCCGUUUGCGUCUGAGGUACUUGCGGAGGCUGGAAAGCUGGCGGCCGAGCUAGGUCAUCGGCUCACCACUCAUCCUGGACAGUUUACACAAUUGGGGUCGCCGCGGGCCGAGGUCGUUAGAAAUGCGAUCCGCGAUCUCGAGUAUCACGAUGAGAUGCUCACACUCCUUCGCCUCCCUGAGCAACUCAACAAGGAUGCUAUUAUGAUCCUGCACAUGGGCGGGGUAUUCGGAGAUAAAGAAGCCACUCUCGAUCGAUUUAGGAAGAAUUACGCCAAACUCUCGCCAAGUAUUAAGGCAAGAUUAGUAUUAGAGAAUGAUGAUGUUUCGUGGACGGUGCAUGACUUACUCCCAAUAUGCGAAGAGCUUAACAUUCCGCUGGUUCUAGAUUUCCAUCAUCACAAUAUAAUGUUCGACAAAGGCCAGAUUCGCGAAGGUACGAAAGACAUCAUGGAGCUCUACCCACGGAUCAGGGCAACAUGGGAUAGAAAAGGCAUCACACAAAAGAUGCAUUAUAGUGAGCCUUGUUCUGAGGCCAUCACGCCGCGACAACGACGAAAGCAUCGUCCUCGAGUUAUGACUUUACCGCCCUGCCCAAAUGAUACGGACCUCAUGAUUGAAGCUAAGGAUAAAGAGCAAGCUGUAUUUGAUCUAAUGCGGAACUUUAGGCUGCCCGGAUGGGAUCGGUUCAACGAUGUGAUCCCAUACGAGCGUGAAGAUGAGAAUAAGCCCCCUCCAAAACCUGUAAAGAAAAAGAGAUCGAAGAGUAAAAAAGGGGCCGAUACAAACGGAGAAGUCGACGAGGAGGUGGAGGAGGAACCGAAACCACCGCCCGAGGUCCCCGAGUCGGAAAUAGGGAUGGGCGGGCCUAAUAACCGUGUUUAUUGGCCGCUCGGGAUGGAGGAGUGGCUCCGACCGAAGAAAAGGGAGGUCAAGAAGAAGAAGCGGGCUGGUGACGAAAUGGACGAGGAUGAUUAG
Messenger RNA from Hypoxylon trugodes, 1956 nucleotides. Its product is annotated as UV-endonuclease UvdE. Gene Ontology annotation, biological process: nucleotide-excision repair; response to UV; mitochondrial DNA repair. Gene Ontology annotation, cellular component: mitochondrion; nucleus. Gene Ontology annotation, molecular function: endonuclease activity. The transcript has 3 exons. NCBI's taxonomy places the organism in Eukaryota, Fungi, Ascomycota, Sordariomycetes, Xylariales, Hypoxylaceae. Bases 1 to 1956 code for a protein of 651 amino acids. The record is from RefSeq and is a predicted model, not a curated record.